AAUUGUAUUGGUACAGUUACGUUUUUGGUUCAAGUCUUAAUUCCAGUGUGGCGAAUUGUUCAACUGGUUGCUAUAAUGAAAUGGAAAGUGUUUUUUGUUUGGAUCGUUUCAGGGAUUUCAUUGUCUUCAGUUGCAUUGCAUACCCGAAAACCAUGUAAAAUAAUUAAAACAACUUAUGGUUAUGUGUGUGAGAAUUCGGAUAACUAUUGUGAUGAUUUAAAAAUGCCUGAACCAUGCGGUGAUGAAUAUAUUUUGGUUACAUCGUCAAAAAAUAAACACCGAUUUAUCUACGAUGUAGGAACAUUUGAGAAUGGCGCAGAUGAUAAAAAUUGUAGCAAUGUGAUUGAAAUAGAUCAAUCGGAAAUGUAUCAGGAAAUUCGUGGAUUCGGUGGUGCCUAUACAACUACUAUAACUAAUUUAGUAAAUGAUUAUUUAUCACCAAAAUUGCGACGGUGUUUUUUUAAAAGUUAUUUUUCACAUACCAUUGGUGCGGCAUAUACAUUACUUCGAAUACCGAUUGGUGGAAGUGAUUUUGAUACCGAACCAUGGGCCUACAAUAUGUACCCCGAAAAUGAUACAAAUUUAUCAAAUUUUACGCGACUCAAUCACAGAGAUAUCCGACGAAAUGCACAAAUUAAAGAGAUGAUGUGUGUUUCAAAAAAUCAAGAUGUAAAAAUAUUAGGAGGCACAUGGGGACCGCCAAAAAGUUGGAAAGAGCUGGGAAGGUGGGGAGGUGGCACGGACAAUCAACUGAAAAAAGAAUUCUAUCAAGCUUGGGCCGACUAUCAUUUGCGUUGGAUAAAUCUCAUGAAGGAAGACAAUAUGAAUAUUUUGGCAAUUUCCACAGGCAAUGAACCAAAAUCGGCUGCUCAAAUUACGUCUCAAAUCCUAAGUUGGAAUCCAGACGACCAAAGUCGAUGGAUUGCGAAAUUCCUAGGACCAACCUUGAUAGGUUCCAAUGUUGAAAUCCAUGCAUUCGAUGAAAAUCGGGAUUUGGCUCCCGAUUGGUUAAAUAGAAUGAAACAAGGCGAUGAAGAAGCGUUCGAUUUUGUUUCAGCAUUCGAUUUUCAUGCUUAUUCGGAUAAAGCGCUUGGUCCCGAAUAUCUCGAUCAGUUAAUGGAACAAUAUCCGGACAAAGAAAUUUGGUAUACAGAAAUGUGUUUUGGUGCUUUUUUCAUGACAAAGAAUAUAGGCCCAAGAUUAGGUUUAUGGAAACGAGCUGAAGAGCUUAUUAAAAUUCUUAUUGAAAAUUUGACCCAUUGGGUAGUUGGAUACAUUGAUUGGAAUUUGAUGUUAGACCACACAGGUGGUCCCAGUUAUAUAAACAAUUCAAUCGAUGCGCCAAUAAUACUGAGCAAAGAUAAGAAAAAAAUGUACAAACAACCGCUUUUUUAUGUAAUGGCACAUUUUUCGAAAUUCAUUCCCGCCGGCUCCACUAGAAUUGAUGCCAAAAUAUCAGGAUGCAUGAGUGACAAAUUGUUAACCGCAGCCUUUCUGCAGCCAAACAAGAAAAUCACCGUGAUCAUAUACAAUGAUGAACUUAGAUCGGUUGGUUUGACGGUUAACGACAAAACAAAGGGAAAGGUUAAUAUCAAAUUGGAACCAAAAUCGAUUAAUACAUUGGUUUAUGAUACUAACUGUAAACGCUCGAAAUCAAGAAAGAAAUGCUGCUAAUUUAUUCAAUAUAUUUUAGAAAUGAAAUUUUAAAUAUUAACGUUGCACUUAAGAGUCAUUGUGCUUUCAUGAAAUCUGAUGUACAUCAAUUAUUGAUAUCAAUUAUCAAUUUGAUACCAAUUUUCACGCAAAAAUAAUUUAAUAUUUAUUUAACUAUACUUAGUCACCAACGAAUCAUUAGUCAAUUCAAACCAAAAUUCAAUUGAUUUCUUUGAGAAUGGAAAGGUUUUAGGAAACAUAGCCUCUUUUACGGAUUGAAUUUUGUUAGUUACUUAUGGAAUUUGAAUUAUAUAAUACUUACAACAUUAUGGUUCAAAAUAUUCGAUUGUUCCAUUUGCCAAAAUCAAAUAUUUUACCAGAUGUGUAAAUAAAAAAAACUGAAUGUCAAAUAAAUAUUUAUUAUAGAGAAUAAUCAUGAAUGUAAUUGAUUCGAUAAUAAAAUGAAUUCUUCCCUAGUCAAAUUUCGUUUACCCA
Messenger RNA from Contarinia nasturtii (swede midge), 2148 nucleotides. RefSeq names its product lysosomal acid glucosylceramidase-like. Bases 76 to 1674 code for a protein of 532 amino acids. Gene Ontology annotation, biological process: glucosylceramide catabolic process. Gene Ontology annotation, molecular function: glucosylceramidase activity. The transcript has 3 exons. Lineage: Eukaryota; Metazoa; Arthropoda; Insecta; Diptera; Cecidomyiidae. The record is from RefSeq and is a predicted model, not a curated record.